AUGACCCUCUUGGGCAAUGUUGUCGCCAAUGACGUCCUUAUUUCAAGCGUGCUGUCGGUUCUCACUGGUCCAGACCUUGCCCGUCUGGAGAUGGUGAGUGCCAGCAUACUUGCAGAGCUAACGGCUUUGCAUCAUUGGGUGAAGUACUUCCAGCGCAUGUCCCACGUGCGCUUAGCUGGAGGCUGCCUGAUGGUGCUCUCGGAGUGCGGACCACAACGGAGCGGCAUAAAGGCGCUGUUGUGUAAACUGGCAUCCAUGGCAACUUCCGGAGAAGACGACGCCUCUCUUCCCGAGCACGUGGCACCGGUAGUUCUAGGGUCUUUAUCGGACGCGCAGAAGCUUGAAAAGAAGCUACUGGCGGCUGAGCAGAAGGCUAGACUAGCCAGGAACGACGGGCUCGCGACGACCGGUGCUUUGAUCAGGUGCUUCCAGUUUACGGACGGGAGUGUGAGCACACCAAUCUCCUUUCACCUAAACUCCCAGAGAUACAUGCUUCAGCUGGGCUGGACCACAUCCGAUGAUGUGGUGCUGAAAGUGGCGGUGGAUCCGCCCAGUGAUCCUGACUUAGAGACACAGCCCCUGCUGUCCAUCAGCAUCUCAACGAUUGGCGCAGGUCCAUGUUUCGCUUCUCGUGAUUCCAUCGUCACUCCAGAUGAGCGCUGGUGCAGCAUCAAUGGCAUUUGCACGCUGCUUUCCAGCCAUGAACUCAUGAACAGCCUCAUCGCUGGACUUUGGUGCGUUGUGUGCAUAAGUCACCACCCGGACGAUGCGCCACAGCCGCGGUCGCGACGUGCCACGAACAUGUUGGAGAGCCUGUCACUUCAGCCUCUUGAAGCGGACUUGGCCUUUGAGCUUUAA
Molecule: messenger RNA, 858 nt
Organism: Symbiodinium natans
Lineage: Eukaryota; Dinophyceae; Suessiales; Symbiodiniaceae
Source: the annotation of a GenBank genome assembly